Molecule: messenger RNA, 3435 nt
Organism: Astyanax mexicanus (Mexican tetra)
Lineage: Eukaryota; Metazoa; Chordata; Actinopteri; Characiformes; Acestrorhamphidae
Gene: tnfrsf21
Product: tumor necrosis factor receptor superfamily, member 21
Exons: 6
Coding region: 252-2240 (662 amino acids)
Biological process (GO): adaptive immune response; negative regulation of B cell proliferation; oligodendrocyte apoptotic process
Molecular function (GO): protein binding
Source: RefSeq, a predicted model, not a curated record
CGUUCAGGAGCCGCUAAAGUGCAGCCCAGCAGCCCGGCUCCACUGCAGAAGACAGCGAGGCUCAGGAAGCAGCCGGACAGAGAGCCAAGAAGUCCUCAGAUCCAUCAUCGCUAUGGGAAUUACACCACCGAGCCACGAAGACCAAGAGCUCGCCCCUCACUGCCCGAGCCUCACCCGCUUCAAAACACGGACUAUAAGAGGAAGCUGCUGGAGGCGCUGGCAGCAGUAGGACGCAGCCCGGUGUCCUCUUGAUGCUCCUCCCGCCGCAGAGAUGCUCCUCCACCUGUGGUAGAGGAACCCCCGCCCGCGCGUCAGCAGCUGGACAUGUUCUGAGGAGAACCGCUGGGUCUGAAGAGAGGAAAAUGACUCCUAUCUGCCUGUGUGUGACGCUACUCUGUGCUCUGGUAGGAGAUAUCCAGGCCUCAGCCCCCGACCCCCUGGUCACGGAGGAGCUACUGUCAGCUCGUCAGUACCGCCACAUCGACCCGGCCACUGGUAGCCAAUUGGUGUGUGACAAGUGCCCGGCAGGCACCUACGUGUUGUCCCACUGCACAGAGAGCAGCGUGCGAGAGUGCAGUCGCUGCCCAGAGGGCACCUUCACACGGGGUGAGAAUGGUGUGCAGCAGUGCCACCGCUGCCAAAAACCCUGCCAAACACCCUUUGUUGAGAAGACCCCCUGCACGGCCACUUCGGGCCGAACAUGUGCGUGCCCUCCAGGCAGUUUUGCCCAGGCGGGUGAGUGCCGCCCCCAUUCGCUGUGCCAGCCCGGCUGGGGCGUCCGGAAACAGGGCAGCGAGACGGAGGAUGUGCGUUGCCGCAGAUGCCCACGGGGGACCUUCUCUGCUGUGGCCUCAAACACGCUGAGGUGCCAGACGCACACGGACUGCCAGGCACAACAUCUGACGCUGGUGCUUAAGGGCACUGAGGACAGGGACAACGUGUGUGGGAAUCCGCCAACAGGCCCAGCCCCAGUUUCCCCAUCCUCACACUCUCCCACUGACUCAGCACAGAAAGCAGUGCCCACAGCAUCUACAGCCAUCAAGGAUUUACCAACACAGCUUCCCAGCAGUCCACAAAUGGCCUUAGACUUUGCAGACGUUGCCACACUCACAAGCAUCUCAGGUGACAGCCCAGAAGACACAGAGGGCCCAAGUGCUCCCACGCAGGAUCCUUUGAGUUGGGCUCACAACCUCCCAACAUCACACAAUCCCCAGCCUGCUAAUCAGCCGGCAAUGGACCUGCUGUCAGAGGCUAAGGGUCAGGGACUGGCCUACAGGCCCAUCCGGAGAGGCUCUCCACGGCCCAGCAUGCACAAGCACUUCGACAUCAACGAGCACCUGCCCUGGAUGAUUGUGCUGCUGCUCCUGCUGGUGCUGGUGGUGAUCGUGGUGUGCAGCAUCAAACGAAGCUCUCGGGUGCUCAAGAAGGGUCCCAGACAGGACCCCAGCAGCAUCAUGGAGAAAGCCAUUCACAAGAAGCCCAGCUCUCCUGCACACAUCAAGGAGAAGUGGAUCUACUACUCCAAUGGCCAAGGUGUGGAUAUCCUGAAGCUGGUGGCAGCUCAGAUUGGCAGCCAGUGGAUUGACGUGUACCAGUCACUGGCUAACGCCACCGAGCGAGAAGUGGCGGCCUUCUCCAAUGGCUACUCGGCCGACCAUGAGAGGGCUUAUGCUGCCCUACAGCACUGGACCAUCCGUGACAGUGAUGCCAACCUGGCCAAGCUUAUCAACGCUCUCCACCGCCACCGGCGCAUCGAUGUGGUUGAGAAGAUCCGUGGCAUCAUGGAAGACAAUCCUCAGUUUGACCUGAACCAGCUGAUGACCUCUGUGAAUGUAAGCCAAUGUGUCAGUCCCAGCCAUAAGCCUUUGGAAGUGCCUGGCUUGGUGGUGGAGCAUUCACCGCUGGACCGCAAGGGCUUCUUUACUGAUGAAUCUGAACCGUUGUUGCGCUGUGAUUCCACCUCCAGCAAGGACUCCGCCCUCAGCCGCACAGGCUCCUUUAUUACCAAAGAGAAGAAGGACACAGUGCUGCGGCAGGUGCGCCUGGACCCGUGCGACCUGCAGCCCAUCUUUGACGACAUGUUGCAUAUUCUCAACCCUGAGGAACUGCACGUCAUUGAGGAGAUCCCUAUGGCUGAGGACAAGCUGGACCGCCUGUUUGAGAUCGCAGGGGUCAAGAGCCAAGACGCCAGUCAGACCCUCCUCGACUCUGUAUACAGCCACCUGCCCGACCUCUUAUAGACCUCCUUCACUGCUACACGCACACACAUUCACAUGGAAUGUCACAACAUAAGACUGACAAACGUAUGCGUACUCUCCCUGAAAACCGCUGUGUUCUUCUGCGUCUCAUGCACACAAACUGAAAAUCUCUGGACAUGUCAGGCAAGGGUCUGUUAGCACAUUAAAAGCCACUGCUUACCUUAGCGUUCAUGUAGCAUCCAUAAACUCUUCUUUUAAAAGCUUCUCAUGUGUGUGCUGAUGACUGGAUAACUGCAUCUAGUAAGGUUGUAACUCAUCUAAUGUACAGAAUAUUCUGUAUGUUAAUGUCUAACACUUCAUUCAUUUUCAUGAUCUGCGGCCGGCUCUGUCCCUCAGUGCGCUGCCGAAACACGUCAGGGUCUUCUGUUGAAUGCUAUUUUACUAACUGAAAAGUCCUAACCAACAAAAUAUUUGUUAUUCAUUUUUCUUGCGUUUAUUAUUAUUGUAUAUUGCUGUUGCAAAUUUGUAUAUUUAUAAUUUACAAUGACUGUGUUUCACGUGAUUUCAUGGGCAUUCUAAAAGCAACCCUACUGGUAAUGAUAGCAUUCCUGACUGAUGAUAUGCAUUUAAUACUCUACUUGAAUUAGCCUGUCUCCUUCAAGAAAUAAAGAACAAACAUACUUGAUACUUUCUCCUAGCCCCAGUUGGGAAUGGCAGAAGCAACGCCAUGGCCUGUCAUUUGCAGCGCUUCCUGAGCGGGACUUCAAUAAGCUCAUGCGUGGGUAAAAACACAACCACCACCAAAUAAGCAUUCUGUGUUUCUGUAUUCAUAUUUCAGAUGCUGAUAUAUGUGGUAUGCAGAAUGUAUCUAGUGAAUGUGGUCUAGCAAUGUAGUAUGCUAGUCAAAUCAGACCACUUUGGUGCUAGAUAUUAUUUUGGGGAUUGUGUUCACCUCCCUCUGGACAACAGGGUGCACAGGGUUGUUAAACCUUUGUUGACCUACAAGAAGAAAAACCUGUGGAUAAAAGAAAAAGGCAACUGCUAUGAACUCUGCUGGACUGUACACAACAGCUGCUGCAAAGCUGCAAACUCAAGAGUGGAAGGAAACAUGGUCAGCAAUAUGAAGCUGAAGUUGGAACAUUGUAUUCUGGUGGCAAAUUUAAGAUUUAACACAUGUAACCAAUACAUUUACUAUUAUGUAACACAAGAGAUCAAUUAAAAUGAAAUUUUGCUACAA